AUCAUAAUAAAAAUCACCACUAUCAUCAUCAUCAUAAUGAAAAACAACGUAAACAUUUACCAAUAUCAUCAUCGAGUUCAUUACCAUCAGUUAUUAUUGAUCGACUAUUUCGUGCAGCAUUAAAUGCAAGUAUUAUACCAACUGCCUAUCUUAAUCAAACAACAACAGCAACAACAAUUAUACCAACAAAUUUACAAUCGACUGAUUUACCGGGAUCAUUCACUAAUGAUAGUGAUAAUUAUUUUUUACUACAUAAACCAAAUGGUACUAUCUACAAUCAUCUUGUUGGUAAUGAUCAAUCAUCAGUCAUUAAUUCAGCGGUGACAAUAUUACCAUCAUUAUCAAAUAUGAUAGAUUCAAGUAUGGACACUGCCACAGCAAUGUUUACUACAACAAUCGAUUCGAUUGCAAAGAAUUUAUCAACUUCAUCGGUAGCUUCAAUAACAACAACAACCACUGCAAAUUCAUUACCAAUGAUGAUCAUCAAUAGUGAUAGUAAUGAUAUGAUUGAACCAUUGAUCAAUGAUUGGGUCGACAUUGUGAUUAUUGUGCUCAAGGUUUUGAUAUUGGGUACCAUAAUUUUUUCGGCCAUAUUUGGCAAUCUUCUUGUCAUUAUUGCUGUCUUCCGGCAUCAUCGUUUACGAAUUACUACCAAUUAUUUUAUUGUAUCAUUGGCAUUUGCCGACAUAUUGGUUGCGUUAUUUGCAAUGACAUUUAAUGCAUCGGUCGUCAUCAGCAACAGAUGGAUAUUUAAUACAUUAGUGUGCGAUUUUUGGAACAGUUGUGAUGUAUUAUUUUCAACAGCAUCAAUUAUGCAUCUAUCAUGUAUUAGUUAUGAUCGUUAUUAUGCAAUAAUAAAACCAUUGGAUUAUCCAAUGAAAGUGACCGGUAAACGUGUGGCAAUAAUGUUAACUUGUGUAUGGAUUCUAUCGGCAAUGAUCUCCUAUAUACCAGUGUUUACUGGAAUCUAUACCACAGCCGAAGCAAUGGAACAACGAAAAUUAUAUACCGAUCAAUGUGAUUGGAUUGUUAAUAUUCCAUAUGCAUUGAUAUCAUCUACAAUAUCAUUUUGGCUACCAUGUAGUAUAAUGUUAUGGGCAUAUUAUAAAAUUUACCGUGAAGCAAUCAAACAGGAAAAAUUCAUCUAUCGUACACAACAAAUGGCCAAUCAAACCAAUCAUCAUCAUCAUCAUCAUCAUCAUCAUCAACAUCAACAACAGCAUAAGAAUCGUCAUAAUAAUAAUGGUAAUAACAACAACAACAACAAUAAUAAUAAUAAUAAUAAUGAUAAUGCCGAUGAAGAUGGUGCAACCAGUAGAUUGAAUGCUCCAAAACAUUCAAAUACAUCGGAAAAUAAUGUCAUUCAGAUUCAAUCAGCACCGUCACAUCGAAAUUCACAUUGUGAUGCUGAUCCUGAAUCAGGUUCAUCAACACCGACCAAACGUACAAUAUCGAAAAUGAAACGCGAACAUAAAGCAGCUAAAACAUUAGGCAUCAUUAUGGGUGCAUUCAUUUUAUGUUGGCUACCGUUUUUUAUAUGGUAUGUUUUGAGCACCAUAACGAAUGCCGAAAUACCAAAAGUUAUCGUACAUAUCGUAUUCUGGGUUGGAUAUCUAAAUUCAGCUAUGAAUCCAAUUAUAUACGCCUAUUUUAAUCGCGAAUUUCGUGAAGCAUUCAAAGAAACAUUAAGGAAUAUAUUUUGUCGUUGUUGUCAUCUGAAAUGUUUGGAAUCACAAAGAAAUGAUGCUAUAUCAUUCAGCUGUACAUAUAGAUCAACCAUGGACGUUGGUCUAGUGGAGAAUAAAUAUGUCAAGGAUUGAAAAGCAACGAUUAAUGAAAUCGAUUUUAUUUGUUUCAACUACAAAAAACUAACUAUCAUUAUCGUUUUCUGAUGUGAUGUGUACGUGCAUCUGCUACAAGAUUGUCACUAAUCACGUUUUUAAAAGGCCAAAAUCAGAAAGAAAGAAAAAUUUUCAAUACUGUAAAAACAAGAAAAAGAUAAGGAUAGAUCCUUGAAUUUCUUUGAAUUUCAAUUUCAACGACGACAUAAAUGGAUACAAAGUCUCAAUAGAACCAAUCACCAACAAUAAUAAUAAGAUGACAAUUGGGGUGACAAGAAGAAAUAUUUACAAAACAAAAGAUUUUUGUAUUUAGAUAAAAUAUCAGACUAUAAUUGAACGAUUCGAACUGAAAAAAAAACAUAAAGUUCGAUUGUUUGAACAUGGACGCAACAAAAAAAAUUUCAUUGUUUUUGGUCAUUUUGUAUUUUAUGUGGCCGCUGGCGUGGAAUUUUCAUUUUCAUUUUUUUUGGAACACUCAACUUCCCCCAUGGCAAAGUUUUGUGUCUGUUUGUUAGCAACGACAACAUCUAGUCAAUUAAAUUAAUCUUUGGUUUUUUUUCAUUCUGUCUAUUCCAUUGUGAAUUCUUUACAACAACAACAAAAAACUAAUCUAACAACACACAUAAACGGAAACGGGAAUCCAAUAACGUUUUUUUAUCUACACUGAAUAAAUGAUUCACAAUUCGAAUUUUGAUGACAAAAAUGUUUGGCCGACUUAUCGAAUCCCAAGUUUUUUGACUAGAGAUUUCAUCAUCAUCAUCAUCAUCAUCAUCGUUAUUAUCAACAUAAAAUCUCACAAGGCACAUUGUUCUUAUUUUAUUUUUAUUUUUUCUAAAACACAUUUCUAUUGUAUUAUAAAUAUCAUUUUUAAUCGAUGAUUGAACAAACCAAAGGAAAUAAAAUGGAAAAAAAAGAGACAGAAAAAAAUUUAAAU
Molecule: messenger RNA, 2775 nt
Organism: Dermatophagoides farinae (American house dust mite)
Lineage: Eukaryota; Metazoa; Arthropoda; Arachnida; Sarcoptiformes; Pyroglyphidae
Biological process (GO): adenylate cyclase-activating adrenergic receptor signaling pathway; positive regulation of MAPK cascade
Cellular component (GO): plasma membrane
Molecular function (GO): octopamine receptor activity
Source: RefSeq, a predicted model, not a curated record